GAACGAAUCCAACCAGUCAGUAGAGACAUCUAUUGGAGAAUUCAAGAAAUACAAUCAUAUAAAGGGAAAUAACUUCUACACUACUUCAACCAAGCUCCAAUUAUGAAUUAAGGUGCUUAAUUACCGAUCACGACUCGCAGUUUGUAUCUGAACACGGAGAUAUUUCCAUUUAAAAGAAGAUUAUCUGCAGAGGAUACUGCAAGUCUGCUGUGUUAGGGUAGAGAGAUUUAUCAACCAAUUAAUGUCUUCAGAAUAAAACUAAAAUUUAACAAAGAAAAUGUUUCAGAAAGUGAGCAAACGUUACAAGUGUGGUAUUUGUGGUAAAUUACUUACUACAAUGUCUAAUUUAGUUAUUCACAGGCGCACUCAUACUGGGGAGAAGUCGUACAACUGUGAAGUAUGCAAGAAAGCAUUCUCUGUAAAAAGUUUAGUGAUACACAAACGCACGCACACAGGAGAGAAGCCAUUUCACUGUGAAAUAUGUGGAAAAUCAUUUUCUCAUAAAGGUUACUUAAAGAUUCACAAACGUGUUCACACUGGAGAGAAACCAUUUCAGUGUGAAAUCUGUGGAAAGUCCUUUUCUUAUAAAGGUUAUCUAAAGAUACACAAACGUGUUCACACUGGAGAGAAACCAUACAACUGUGAAAUCUGUGGCACAGCAUUUUCAAUAUUUAAGAGUUUACAAUAUCAUCAACUUAUUCACACUGGAGAAAAACCAUUUCACUGUGAAAUAUGUGGAAUAUCAUUUUCUGAUAAAGGUUACAUAAAGAUUCACAAACGUACUCACACUGGAGAGAAACCAUACCACUGUGAAAUAUGUGGAAAAUCAUUUUCUCAUAAAGGUUACAUAAAGAUACACAAACGUGUUCACACUGGAGAGAAACCAUAUCACUGUGAAAUCUGUGGCAAAGCAUUUUCUGUAUUUAGUAGUGUAAAAUAUCAUCAACUUUCUCACACUGGAGAAAAACAAUAUGAUUGUGAAAUCUGUGGCAAACUAUUUUCUCGACGUACUCAUUUAUCAACACAUAGACGUGUUCACACUGGGGAGGAGCCAUACAAGUGUGAUGACUGUGGGAAAGCUUUUAAGUAUGCGAGUAACUUUGAAAGACACAGAGGUGUGCAUUCAAAACCUUACCACUGUGAAAUCUGUGAUAAAACAUUUUCCGCAAAAGAGAUUUUAACAAUACACGAACGUGUUCACACUGGAGAGAGGCCAUAUGAUUGUGAAGUAUGUGGGAAAGGAUUUCCAAGUAGGGGUCACUUAAUAAGUCAUAAACGUACUCACAUGGAGGAAAAACAACACCACUGUGAAAUCUGUGGGAAAGCAUUCACUGUAAAAUAUGCUCUGACAUUACACAAACGUAUUCACACAGGAGAGAAACCAUAUCACUGUGAAGUUUGUGGAAAAGACUUUUCUGGUAGUUGUGGCUUAAAUAAACACAAACGUAUUCAUACUGGGGAAAAACCGCAUCACUGUGAAAUCUGUGGCAAAGCAUUUUCUGAAAGUUGUACUUUACAAAGACACAGACGUAUUCACACAGGAGAGACACCAUAUCACUGUUUAAUAUGUGGAAAAAGUUUUUCAUUUCAGACCAGCUUAAUGAUACAUAACCGUAUUCAUACCGGAGAAAAGCCACACUAAUGAGAAAUAUGCAGGAAAGCAUUUUCUGAAAAAUCUAUCAUGUUAAUUCAUAAAUGCUCUCAUACUGGAGAAAAACCAUAUCACUGUGAAGUUUGUGGCAAGGAAUUUUCCAAUAGUGGCAGCUUAAAAGGACAUAUACAUAUACACACUGGAGAGAAAUCACAUCACUGUGAAAUCUGUGGUAAAGCAUUUCCUAACUUGAGGUGUUUAAUAAGGCAUAAUCGUACUCAUACUGGGGAAUAACCAUACAGCUGUGUUAUUUGUGGGAAAUCAUUUCAUCACAGUGAUUAUAUAUCUACUCAUAAAUGUACUUUUAAUGAUGGAGAUAAACCUUACCACUGACUUUUGUAGGAAAGCAUAUUAUAAAACCAUUUUGUUGUGAUAUUUGUAUUAAAGAAUUUAUGUAUAUGAAUAUU
Molecule: messenger RNA, 2058 nt
Organism: Octopus sinensis (East Asian common octopus)
Lineage: Eukaryota; Metazoa; Mollusca; Cephalopoda; Octopoda; Octopodidae
Product: zinc finger protein 665-like
Exons: 3
Coding region: 278-1642 (454 amino acids)
Biological process (GO): regulation of transcription by RNA polymerase II
Cellular component (GO): transcription regulator complex; PcG protein complex
Molecular function (GO): RNA polymerase II cis-regulatory region sequence-specific DNA binding; DNA-binding transcription factor activity, RNA polymerase II-specific
Source: RefSeq, a predicted model, not a curated record